AUUGAAAAGGCUGGCUCCAUGGGAGAAAGAGAAAAGGGUUGGGCAACAAAGGAAAGUGGUGGAAGAAUGCGGAAUCUAUUGUGAGAUGAUUGUUGGUGGUGUGCCAGUCAUAUUGACACAACCCUGGAAGACUAAACUGCAAAUGAAAGAGGCAAGAGGACUAUCCUAACAGGUAGUUCUUACAGUGAUUCAGUUAAGAGAUGAGCAGUUCUAUUGUAAACAAUGAUGCAGUGAGAGCGAGAAGAUCGGUAUUUACCAGUGUGCAUCCUGUUCUGGGGGACUGGACCUGCUGCUUCAAGCAUGAAGCUCUUCCUUUUGAGUCCAUGAAGAAAAUCUGAAAGAACUUUUUUCUAUAUUUGGCACGAUACUUGACUGUCCGUUCAUUCAUCGAUUGUCCUUCAAAACUAUCAUGCUACUGUUUGAGGUGGUUUAAAUCUGGGUGUGUGCAUUUGAUGGGCUACAUCUGUAUUGAAUUGAACAUCUGUGGGCUUGCUUUGUCAUAGUCCUUUAAAUAAGAGUUGUUAAUGAACCACUUUUCUCGAUUCACUCUGCUGCUGUCCUUUGAGGAACAUAAGUGCUUGAUGUUUUUAAAAGAUUUGAAGACACCAUAUAUUGACAUCGGAUAGAUAUUGAAUUCAACCAUGGGAGGCCAAGACAGAUCUUCAAUCACAGCAUACCUUCAUCAAGUAUUGUUCAUCAGUGUGGUUUGUUACAGUGUAGUAUCCGCUCAGACUCCCCCUCCGACAGAGCCCCCAUCAUGUCCAAGUGGCUGCCAAUGUAAUUUUCAGACCCGGGUAGUUGACUGUCAGCGAGGAGGCUUCACCAGCAUAUCAACUACCUUUCCAUCAUACACCAGAACUCUUCUCCUCAGUGGUAAUAUUCUAAGAAAUAUUCUUGAGGACUCUUUUGUUGGUCUCUCGAACCUGGUAUCUUUGGACUUGAGCUCUUGUGAGAUAAGAACAAUUAGUCCGAGAGCAUUCAAUGGUUUGGACAACCUUCACACCCUAAACCUUCAGCUGAAUCACAUGGAUACAUUACCUUCUGGAGCAUUUGCAGGGCUCACCAACCUCAGAGAGCUAUAUCUGCAGAGGAACCAGCUGCAGAUAUUACCUGGUGACAUGUUCAAUGAUACAAUCUUUCUCUCAGAAUUGAACAUCGGUAAUAAUAGAAUUACUCAGAUACAUGCCGAUGCCUUCAGUGAUCUCUCGGUGCUAUGGGUUCUCAACCUGGCAUACAAUCAACUUGACAGCAUCCCUGAAAUGGCAUUGAAGAAUCUUACCAACUUGAAGCACUUAGCCCUAUCUGGAAACCCUAUUUCUACCAUCCCGCCAAUGACCUUUAGCUCCCUCACUUAUUUAAAUAUACUGUACCUUGAUAGCUUACAGCUGGAAUCGCUGGAGGUUGAUUCAUUUUUUGGUCUGCAAUCGGUCACUAACAUUGACCUAUCAUACAACCAACUCCAAACUCUGGAUCCAUCAACAUUUCAACUUCUGACUGCAUUGAAAACUCUACUCCUCGCAGGGAACUCAUGGAACUGUGAAUGUUCCCUCUUACCCUUGGUUCAGUGGCUCAAGCAGAGUACAAUCAACUACUACAGUCCUCUUUGGUAUUGUACAAAUCCCAAUGAACUCAGAGGCAUGGUUGUCUAUGGACUAGAGCAACACGACUUUGCAUGUGAGCCAACCAUUACUAAUCCUCCUAUUGACACGACUGUUGGUUACAGGAACAGGGUAUUCUUUCAAUGUGUAGCAAGGGGAGAUCCAACUCCAGAAAUCCAGUGGUAUCAACCUGAUGGCACCAGAAUAACAGCUACAUCCAAUGAGGAAAAUAUGUACACCGCUGUGAAUGGCAUUGUGCUUGUAAUUCAAUUUGCUGACAAAGAACACGUGGGUUCCUUUAACUGCACAGCUACUAAUGUGCAUGGCAGUGAUUCUGUAAAAUUUCAGGUUGACGUCACUGGUCUUCCUGAACCGGAAGUAACCACAAUCCCUGGAAGUACAGCGAGUGAUGGUUCUUCAACCACUGUGGAAGCAUCCAUAAGCACUUGCCUUAGUUAUACUUUGUCAAUCAUGGUGGAAUCUGUUGACGAAACAUCUAUUGUAGUUUCUUGGGUGCCUUUUACUGGGGAAAGAGAAAUCACAGGAUAUGUAGUACAGUCACACCUCUUUGGCGAUGAGCAAACAAAUUCAUAUUUCGUCAACAAAACAGAAGACAACUACGAAUUAACGAACCUGAUUUCAAACACAGGUUACACCGUCUGUGCUUCUUUUCUCAUUGACCACUGUCCCCUUGUGGUACCAAGAAGGCAAUGUAGAGAAGUGACCACCGCAGGCGUAAAUCCUACUAUAGCUGCAAUGCAAAGGAGACAUCGCCAAGAGAUUAUUGGUACAGUCCUGGCAUGCAUCCUAGGAACACUCCUCCUUAUGGCAACAAUUUUCUUCGUUCUCUGGAGAUACAGGAAACCCAAGACAUACAAUCAAUAUGAUUUCAAAGGCAACAAGGACACAGCUGCUUUUGCAGGAAUCCCUGAAGAUGCUGAAGGGUUCGCCUCUGGUUCUGUUACACCUAACAAGUACGAAGUGCAAAACGGAGCUUACAUCAAUGGAGGAUUGGACAUGUCAAUGGGCACAAGCAAUGAUUAUAGCAAAGACCCUAUUGGAGCAAGGAUGAGUAAUGACAACACUGUGAUCCAACACUCGGUUGACGUGCACUCCGAUGUGGAACCGACAGCAGGCUACCACAGUGACAACGUAGCGUCCUAUGAGAAUGUAACAACGGAUACCACUACUGUCUCCUUGAAGUCUACAAAUUCAGUAGUGUCAGAUGAUGGCUCGAGAGACACGCGAGAGCCAAAGGACAAAGCCUCUAAGGUGAAAAAGAGUCAAGCAUCUCUAAGCUCUGAUGAAGGUGUGGAGAAGGAUGGGGAGAUAGAAAUGACCGAUUUAAGAGAUGCACCACAUAGCAAUGGAGAUAUAAAUAUGGCAAAUGAAGACACAGAAUUGGUUUGGAAAGAAAUUGUAGUUCUUCCUACCGACCUUAGUAUCACAACAUCCUAUGUGGACUGAUGGUAAAAGUUCAUCUGAAAUAAACAGAUAUAUUUAUUUUUGGUUGCUCCAUGAUAAGCCCAUUUCUUUAUAGCAUCUGGCUAGUUAUUAAACUAAUGUACCGUAUGCUAUUCCAUUGGUGGCAGAGUCACGGUCACCAUCAAAAAGUUUUGUCCAUCUUAGCACAGUUCUAUUUCACAAUAUUAUACAAUAUAUCAUAUUAAUUGUUGUAACUUUUACUAUCAAAACCAUAAUAUAUAUAUAUACAUGUAUAUAUAUAUAUGGAUGCACUUUAUACCUUAUAAUUGCACUAUCUGGGGCUCAUACAAGACAGAGUUGCAUUUAAACAAAACUAUAAAAAAAAUCAAGCGCAAGUCCCUAAUACGCAUGUUUCAUUGGUCGGAAAUCAUGUUGCCUCUGAUUUUUAGAGAUGCUUUUGAUCGCAACUCUUCUUGAAAUGGACCCCCACAUGUAGGAAUUUUCCUAUAAGUAUUAUAGUUAAAUCAUUUUUUUUUGUCAACAUCUACAUUAAGGCAUUAUAAAAAUGCUUGAAUAGAUGUCAUCACCAAUUAUGAAAUUGAAACUUGCACAAAAUAAUCAAGCAACAGAAUAAACACAUUCUGAAUUAAACUUAUUGACACUCUCAAACUCUGUUACGUGCACAAUGAUCUUGAAAAGGCUUAGCUUGGCCCAGUAGCAUAAAGAGAUGACAAAUUGUACUAUUCAUUGUAACUGUACGUCUGUGAGAAUAAACCAUGUGUGGAAAGUUACAAGUUCAAUCUCAAAUAUUAAUUUCAUCUCUUUAUAUAACAAGGACCUGGGUGUUUCACAAAUAUUUAAGUAUGACUUACAGUCGCACUUUCAUGUAAAUGCCAAGGUAUAUGGUAUGCACAAUCUUAAUUGAUUAAUAAAGUAUGAUCUGACAACAAAAGUCACUGAACAUAAACACAAAAUUGUUCAAAGGCUGAACACAACAUGAUACAUGUACAGUGUAAGAUAUCGGACAGCCAAAUAAAGGCCUACAUGUACAAUUGCCUUCUUGUGCAAUCAAGGCCAAUUACACAAUAGAAUACUCGUGUUUACAAAGUACACAGUACUUCUUUGGGAAGAAAGAAAUGUUUUUAGUGGGUCAAAAUCUGUUUUUGAAAUGAGAAAAAUACUUUGACUUUAAUAUUUCACAAUAACUGACACUCUUUCUGGUAAAAAAAAAUAUAUCUUUAGAAUGUAUCAUUUAGAUACCACUUUUUCCUUAAAUUACAAAAAAAAAAUGAA
Molecule: messenger RNA, 4316 nt
Organism: Lytechinus pictus (painted urchin)
Lineage: Eukaryota; Metazoa; Echinodermata; Echinoidea; Temnopleuroida; Toxopneustidae
Product: leucine-rich repeat-containing protein 4C-like
Exons: 3
Coding region: 642-3065 (807 amino acids)
Molecular function (GO): protein binding
Source: RefSeq, a predicted model, not a curated record